UGUACAUCAGCAGUUAAGUUGAGGCCUUGGUGGUCUCUCCGGCUCCUGCGCAGAGCGUCUCCUUCCUUCGUUCUUGCUAUUGCCUACUGCCUACUGUCUACUGCUGUGCUGUGAUCGUGAUCACCUUUUUUUUUUUUAGGUCUUGGAUGGUGUUGUGUUUCUCCUUCGACGAUGUAUAUAAAGAAGGUUAUCAUCGAAGGGUUCAAAAGCUACAAAGAGGAAGUUUCCACUGAUCCUUUCAGCCCUAAAGUUAACUGUGUUGUUGGUGCCAAUGGUUCUGGAAAGACAAAUUUUUUCCAUGCCAUACGAUUUGUACUUAGUGAUCUCUUCCAGAACUUGCGCAGUGAAGAUAGGCAUGCCCUUCUCCAUGAAGGUGCUGGUCAUCAAGUUGUUUCAGCUUUUGUAGAAAUUGUCUUUGACAACUCUGACAACCGAAUCCCUGUUGAUAAGGAGGAGGUAAGGUUGCGGCGAACAAUUGGUUUGAAAAAGGACGAAUAUUUCCUAGACGCCAAGCAUGUUACUAAAACAGAAGUGAUGAAUCUGCUCGAGAGUGCUGGUUUCUCUCGUUCCAAUCCAUAUUAUGUUGUUCAGCAGGGCAAGAUAGCUUCUCUUACCUUAAUGAAAGAUUCUGAGCGUCUAGAUCUGCUGAAGGAGAUUGGUGGCACCCGUGUGUAUGAGGAGAGGAGGCGUGAGAGCUUGAAAAUAAUGCAAGAGACUGGUAAUAAGAGGAAGCAGAUUGAUCAGGUUGUUCAUUAUUUAGAGGAGAGGUUACGAGAACUUGAUGAAGAAAAAGAAGAAUUGAGGAAAUAUCAGCAGCUUGACAAGCAACGGAGGUCAUUAGAGUACACUAUUUUCGACAAAGAACUCCAAGUUGCUAGACAGAACUUAAAUGAGGUUGAAGAGUUUCGGAAGAAGAUUUCUGAGAACUCAACUAGCAUGCAUAACAAAGCCCUCGAUGUCCAUGAAAAAUUCAAGUUGGUAGAAAAGGAACUCAAAGUUCUAACUAAAGACAUUCAAGCCCUGAACAAAGAGAAAGAGGUGAUAGAAAAGAAGCGAACUGAAGCACUUAAGACGCAUGCUCAGGUUGAGCUUGAUGUGAAAGACCUAGAACUGAGAAUUUCUGCAGAUGCCAGAACUGAGGAAGAAGCUAAAAGUCAGUUGAAGAAUCUGCUGGAUGAAAUCACACAAUCUAAUAGUGAACUGAGCAGAAUUAGAUUAUUACAUGAAUCAAAAGUGGCGGAAGAGGAGAAAAUUACCAAAGGAAUCAUGGAGCGUGAGAAGAAACUGAGCGUUCUAUACCAGAAGCAAGGUCGCGCAACCCAGUUCGAAAGUAAAGCUGACAGGGAUUCGUGGCUUCAAACUGAAAUCGAUGAUCUUGAACGUGUUUGUUCAUCAAAUGAAGCACAGAAAAGGAAGCUUGAGGAAGAAUCUCAGCAGCUCAAAGAUGAGGAGAGUAGAUUGAAGACACUGAUAAAUAAUCGAGAAACUGAAAAGGAGAAGCUUAUGAUGGAGAUUUCUGUAGUUCAAGAACGUUUCGAUAAUCUAAGGAAAGAAAGGGAUAAGCUACAAGAUACUCGAAAGUCUCUGUGGAAAAAUGAGGGGGAGCUUUCUGCUGAAAUUGACAGGCUAAAAUCAGAUCGAGUAAAAGCACUCAAGAGCUUGGAUCAUGCUACACCCGGUGAUAUUCGGAGAGGAUUGAGUUCUGUUGAUAGGAUUGUAAAGGACCACAAAAUUAAAGGUGUACAUGGCUCAAUAUUGCAGCUAAUUGAUUGUGAGGAAAAGUUCUUCACUGCUGUUGAAGUUACAGCUGGAAAUAGCCUAUUUCACGUGGUUGUUGACAAUGACGAUAUAUCAACAAGAAUAAUCAGAUACCUGACUGCUGAAAAAGGUGGGCGUGUAACUUUCAUACCACUGAGCAAAGUGAAAGUUCCUCAUGUAACUUAUCCGCAAAACCCUGAUGUGGUACCCCUGUUGAAAAGGUUGAAAUUUAAAACAGAAGAUGCUCUUGCUUUUCAACAGGUUUUUGGUAGAACCGUUAUUUGCAGAGAUUUGGAUGUAGCCACAACUGUUGCUAGAGGUGGUGGCCUUGAUUGUAUCACGCUGGAAGGUGAUCAAGUAAACAAAAAAGGUGGCAUGACAGGUGGAUAUUAUGAUUUUAGACGUUCCAAACUUAAAUAUAUGAAAGUAAUUAAGCAAAAUGGAGUUUAUAUCGAGACAAAGUCGGAGGAGUUAAAUGAUAUAGGAAACAAGCUCAAAGAGAUUGACCAGAAGAUCACCAGUUUGGUUAGUGAACAACAGAAAAUGGAUGCUUACCGGCUUCACCUAAAGUCAGAGUUGGAACAGCUUAAAAAUGACAUUGCUAAUGCCGAGAAGCAGAAGCAGACUAUUAUUAAAGCUCUUGAGAAAAAGGAAAAAUUGCUUGCAAAUGCCAAAAGCCAAAUUGCACAGAUCCAACUUGGGAUUAGUGCGAAAAAACUUGAAAUGGGCACCGAACUUGUUGACCAGCUAACAUCUGAGGAAAGAGAUUUACUUUCAAGACUGAACCCUGAAAUCACAGAUCUGAAAGAGAAGCUUCUGGCCUGCAAAGCCAGUCGGAUAGAUAUAGAAGGUAGGAAAGAGGAGCUUGAGACCAAUCUGUCUGAAAAUCUUGCUAGACGAAAAGAGGAGUUGGAAAACCUAAUUUCAUCCAUAGAUUUUGGUACCUCAAAUAAGGAAGCUGAUCAUAAAAGGCAAGAGUUAAAGAGCUCAAAGGCAAAUGUUGAUGACUGGACACGGCAACUCAAAGAAGUCGUGGAUAAUAUAGAAACAUUAACGAAUAAAAUUGGGGACAUGAAGAUUACUAAAGAGAAGCUAAAGGCACAAGAAGAAAAUUGUGCACGGACACUUCAAGAUGAAGCAAAAGAAUUGGAGCAGUCACUGAACAAGAGAAAUUUGUUUCUCUCUAAGCAAGAGGAAUGUAUGAAAAAGAUUAGAGAUUUGGGUUCUCUGCCAUCUGAUGCUUUUGAAACGUAUAAGAAGAAAAACAUCAAGGAGUUACAGAAGAUGCUCCACAAGUGUAAUGAGCAGUUGAAGCAAUUUAGCCACGUCAACAAAAAGGCCCUUGACCAAUACAUGAAUUUCAUAGAGCAACGUGAACAGCUACAGAAAAGGCGGGCAGAACUGGAUGCGGGUGAUCAGAAAAUUAAAGAAUUAAUUUCUGUUUUGGAUCAAAGGAAGGAUGAAUCAAUUGAACGGACAUUCAAAGGUGUCGCAAGGCAUUUUCGGGAAGUAUUUUCUGAGCUUGUGCAAGGUGGUCAUGGCUACCUGGUUAUGAUGAAAAAGAAGGAUGGUGAACCUGGUGAUGGUGAUCACGAUGAGGAUCCACCUCAUGAUCCUGAGGGUCGAGUUGAAAAGUAUGUUGGUGUGAAAGUCAAGGUUUCGUUCACUGGGCAAGGAGAAACUCAGUCAAUGAAACAACUAUCUGGUGGUCAGAAAACAGUUGUGGCACUAACAUUGAUUUUUGCCAUCCAGCGCUGUGAUCCUGCUCCAUUCUAUUUGUUUGAUGAAAUUGAUGCAGCUUUGGAUCCCCAGUAUAGGACUGCUGUUGGAAAUAUGAUUCGCCGGCUGGCAGACAUGGCUAACACUCAGUUUAUAACGACGACAUUUAGGGCCGAACUUGUGAAAGUUGCAGACAAGAUAUAUGGUGUUACCCACAAGAACAGAGUGAGCCAUGUCAAUGUCGUCUCAAAGGAUGAGGCGCUCAAUUUCAUCGAGCAUGAUCAGACACACAACGAGUGAUCAAACAUAGAGUGCAAGUUCCUUUGAGUUUGUGGCUUGUAUGCUGUUUGCUAUCAAAAUAUUUUAUGUACAUAUUUUAUGUUAGCAAAACUGGUUCAUCUGGUGACACAACCCUUCGUGUCUCUUAAACUGAAGGAUAUCAUAAUGUUUGGCUAGAUUGUUUCUGAA
This is a messenger RNA of Dioscorea cayenensis subsp. rotundata (Guinea yam), 3945 nucleotides long. Its product is annotated as structural maintenance of chromosomes protein 3. Gene Ontology annotation, biological process: mitotic sister chromatid cohesion. Lineage: Eukaryota; Viridiplantae; Streptophyta; Magnoliopsida; Dioscoreales; Dioscoreaceae. The record is from RefSeq and is a predicted model, not a curated record. Gene Ontology annotation, molecular function: protein binding; ATP binding; cohesin loader activity. The coding region runs from base 172 to 3777 and encodes 1201 amino acids. Gene Ontology annotation, cellular component: chromosome. The transcript is spliced from 29 exons.